AACCAAGGCACCCAACUAACAUCUAUUCGCAGCUUCCACUCUCUUCAUCAGCCUUUUUCCUGCACCACUCUGGCCCGAGCAGCUACUCUUCCGACAAAAUCCGAGGUUUCUAUUGCUAAAGAUCGACUUCAGCAGCUGACCGGUCACCUCAUGAGGAGCCAUACAACCUGGUCUAAGAUCGUCGAGAAGUUCGUAGGCAAGGACGAGAAAACCGGUAGCGAACCUACCAAGGCGAACAUGCCCGAAGAAGCAACAAAGGAGCUGGCUGCUGAUAUGGUCAAAUCUCCCGGUAUGACGAGUAUUGAUAAGGUGGUUGAAGACAAAAAGAAUCAACUUCCGCCUUGGCCAUCACCAGUACCAACACCACACAAAGAUUUUGUGCACUCUAAUCCUCCGGAACCACCUAAAUACCGCAAGUUUACUGUCUUUACCGCUGGAAGCAUAGAGAUGGGUGAUGCAGUCAACUGGCAGCCCUUGAUGGCAACCAUGCUUAAUCACUUGCCUAUCACCGUGUGCAAUCCUCGAAAAGGCUCCUGGGAUCAAAGCAUUAAGCAGCAAGCCAAGGAUGAACUCUUCAAACAGCAAGUUGUAUGGGAGCUAGGUGCGCUAGAACAAGCAGAUGUCAUCUGUUUCUUCUUCGAUACCGAGACCAAGAGCCCAGUGUCCCUGCUUGAGCUAGGUGUCUGGGCUGCGUCCGAUAAGGUUAUCGUUUGCUGCGGCGAUGCAUACUGGAAAUCAGGAAACGUCCACCUCACAUGCGAGAGAUACGAUGUCCCAUGUGUCAAAAACUUCACAGAAUUGGUACCCUUGGUUGAGGAGAUGCUCAAGAAGAAGGGCAUGGAGCUUGACAACAAGGGCGACUUGAUCGGAGAAAACGUGCACGUACCCAAAGAAAAGCCGAAGAAGAAAACACAGCUCGAGGCAGAGAAAGCUGAGUUGCAGAAGCAAGUGGAUGAUCUGCUAGCUAAGCUGGCGGCACAGCCUAAGAUGUGAUCAAGACAUAAUCUUAGAUGGCUGCGGUGCCCUUGGUCCUACUGGCGUUGGCGGAUAUCUGUGCAUGUUUGAUACCAAGUGGCUUGGGCGGAUAUGUCGAUUGUUGGUCUAGUCUUUUUAUAACUUUGUCUCUGUCUAAUCCAUGAGUAUACGUCUCGAUGUCCGGGGUUUCCGCACCCCUUCUAACUGCCUAUUAUGAAGAUAAGAUAAAUGAUAGUCGAAUUACACCGAUACCCU
Molecule: messenger RNA, 1230 nt
Organism: Alternaria alternata
Lineage: Eukaryota; Fungi; Ascomycota; Dothideomycetes; Pleosporales; Pleosporaceae
Exons: 1
Coding region: 151-993 (280 amino acids)
Source: RefSeq, a predicted model, not a curated record